Molecule: messenger RNA, 315 nt
Organism: Fibroporia radiculosa
Lineage: Eukaryota; Fungi; Basidiomycota; Agaricomycetes; Polyporales; Fibroporiaceae
Exons: 2
Coding region: 1-315 (104 amino acids)
Source: RefSeq, a predicted model, not a curated record
AUGCUGCGCGGAUUCACCGCACAGGCAGCGCUCGAUGCGCCGCGACUGUGCAUCUCCGCCGGCAGCCCAGACUCGACGGCAGAAGGCGUGGCGGGCGAUAUCAAUAGCGAGGUGUACUUUGAGGAGGGAAUCGCGCCCGAGGUGCUGGACCAGCUACGCGCUAUGGGACACGAUGCACGCCUCGCGACGGGGCUCGGCCGCUCGCUGUUCGGGCGCGGGCAGGUCAUCCAGAAGAUCGUCGACCAGUCCGGCAGGACAGUAUGGGCCGCGGGCUCCGACCCACGUUCGGACGGGCAUGCGGCGGCGCAGAUUUGA